Phaedon cochleariae (mustard beetle) is the source of this 984-nucleotide messenger RNA. The record is from the annotation of a GenBank genome assembly. Lineage: Eukaryota; Metazoa; Arthropoda; Insecta; Coleoptera; Chrysomelidae.
GAAAUGAUGCUACUUUUAAACUGUUUGUCUAUACGUAGUGAGGAUUGAACGCAGUUUGAAUGAUCAUAACAAAUAGCAGAAUUCAGCAGAACUUCCACGACACGCGAAAAUGUGUUUCGAAAGUUAGGUUAUGUGAUAGAACAUCAUCAACAAAAACUAACCAUGUUCUCUAACGAGAACGGUGUUAAGAAGAACUCUUGUGUUUUUGGAUAUAAACACGCUUUACUACAUAGACAUCGACAUUACGAAGACGAAAACGAAUGGGGAUGCGGCAGCUGGUUGGAGUACACCCUGGUGGUGGUUCUGGCCAGCAUACUGCUGCUGGGCUCUCUAGGACUCACCCUGUUCUGGGUGAUACAGUACCAAGGGGGCUUCGCGUGGAGAGAAGACCCUAGCAAAGAGUUCAACCUGCAUCCAGUGCUGAUGGUCGCAGGUUUCAUCACCUUCAGCGGAUUCUCGAUUCUACUCUACCGGAUAUGCAGAUGCUGCAGACGGAUAUACGUGAAACUCCUGCACACGGUGUUUCACGCCCUGGCUAUUCCCUGCGUCGCCGUUGGAUUCCUGGCCGUCCUGGAUUCCCAUAACCUCAAACAGCCUGCGAUACCGAACUUCUAUUCGCUGCACAGUUGGAUAGGGCUGGUUACCAUGGGAUUGUUCGCCAUACAGUUCGUCGUCGGAUUCUUCAGCUUCCUGGUGCUUCUGUGCUGUGAGGGCGCAACCGCCGGCUUUAGGGCCGCUCUGGUGCCCAUCCACGCCUCCUUCGGCCUCACCACCUUCAUGCUGGCCAUCGCGGCUGCGGUUACAGGUCUCACGGAGAAGGUUAUGUUCACUCUGGGGAAUACAUACUCGGAAUGGCCGGAACAAGGGAUCGUAGUGAACGCGUUGGCAAUGGUGCUGAUAGCUCUGGGUAUCUUGGUAUCGUUCGCUGUUCGCAGCCCAACUCUCAGCGCUGACACCAAGCUCUUGGUAACAGAGAGGUUGUAG